GGUAGAGUUCUUCAUUCAUAUAAUGACAAAUACAUGUGUCCGACUUACCAACACAGAUAAACAUCAGAUGCUAUAACUACUGCUAAAGAAAAAUAGACUGUAAAAGUUGAAAAAUAGGGUUGAGGAUUAGGCGUUUGAUUGUAUUGCACAUGGGGUUAGUAAACAUCGACGCGCGCGCAGCCGAUGGUUCGGCUCGUCAGUUUAAAGCCGGCAGCUAUUCAGAGGCACGCGUCCACUAACUCGCGCGCACGUGUCGAAAUCGAAAUUUAAAAAACGAUUUUUAAAAUUUUAUAUGAGGAGUGCCGCAAGGGUGCGUUUUUGGUCCAGUGUUUAAAAUAUCGAUCCAGUUCAUAGUGUUCUAGUGAUUUUAAUUCAUGUGCAGUGGUCCAUUGGGAUGCUGAUAUAAAUGAUAUCCAACACGAUGCCAACCACACGAUACCAACGAUAAAAUAGUGCCUUAAAACUGUGCCAACGCUAAAAAGCAUACAUGUGUGACAAGAAGUUUUUGGCCGCGGAGGAGAAGAUGACGUGUCCGGAGUCCAGGAUCAUGAUCAGGUCCAGUGAUGGACGGACAAACUAUUACAGGACACAGAUCCUGGCAGCUCUGGCAGUGUCCCUCGGGCCCUUCGCAGCCGGGCUCAGCAAGGGCUACAUGUCUCCUGCCAUCGCGUCGCUACAGGACACAAAACCUGGCGGCUUCGCCGUAAGCGAUCAGCAGGCUAGUUGGAUCGCUAGCCUGAGUUUAUUAGGUGCACUUUUCGGUGGAGUGAUCGGCGGUCUGGCCAUGCGGUUGGGUCGACGAUCUGUGCUGUUAGCUGCCGCCCUCCCCUAUACGUUGACUUGGCUGGCCACUGCGCUGUCUACUGGGGUCGACAUGAUCUCCAUAACAUCAUUCUGUGGAGGGAUGUUGGUGUCCUGUAUAUCUAUGAUUACACAGGUAUACGUCACUGAAAUCGCCGUCCCAGACAUCAGAGGCUGCCUGAGCUCCGUGCUCAAGAUCCUCAGUCAAAUAGGCAUCCUCAUCUCCUACUCUUUAGGGGCCUAUUUGGAAUGGCAUCAGCUCGCUUUAGUCGUCGCCUCAGCACCAGUGCUACUCUUCUUUGCUUUACUCUUCAUACCAGAGACUCCAUCCUCUUUACUCUUAAGAGGAAAGGAGGAAGAAGCUUCAAGUGCCUUACAAUGGUUAAGAGGACCGGACGCAGAUGUCAGGCAGGAGUUAGUCACUAUUAGAACAAACAUACUCGCCAGUAAGCGAUGCCAUGAUGGUGGGAAGCUGAAGGCUCUUCUAUCAAAGAGAUUAACCAGACCAGUCUUAAUAACCUGUGGUCUUAUGUUCUUCCAAAGAUUCACGGCCGCUCACGCUUUUAACUUCUACGCUGUUAAUUGGUUCAGGAAGACUUUGAGAGUCCUAAGUCCUCACGGAGGUGCUAUAGCUACUAGCGUAGUCCAGCUUCUAGCAUCGUGCCUAUCAGGGAUGCUGAUAGACCAUGUAGGAAGACUACCACUUUUACUUAUAAGCGGGGCAAUGAUGUCGCUAGCGUUAGCUGGAUUUGGAUCGUACGCUUACUACCAAGAUGUAAUCUUGACGAGUAGUAAUGUUGACUCCGGAUCAUAUGACUGGAUUCCUUUACUCUGCGUUCUGACGCUUACCAUUGCUUUUUCUCUCGGCAUCAGCCCCAUAUCUUCACUAUUAGUAGGAGAACUAUUUCCUCUGGAGUAUAGGAGUACGGGGAGCGCUUUAGCUACCAGCUUCAGUCAUUUUUGUGGCUUCAUGAACGUGAAGACGGCAGCAGAUUUCCAGGAACAUAUAGGCUUGUAUGGCUUGUUCUGGUUGUAUGCUGGUCUUUCUGUCUUGUGUCUCCUAUUUGUUAUUCUUUUCGUGCCGGAAACGAAGGGGCGUGAAAUUGAUGAAAUGGACCCGAAAUAUGUCGAAUCGCUUUGUAUAAAUCGAUAGUACGAAUGACGUAGGCUUUAGAUGUUUGUUGCGCAGAAUAUGCUCUGAACGUCACAAAGUUUAAAAUUCAGCCGUAUUUACAUUGGUAUACGAUUGAAUAUAGAAAAGAACCUUGUGAUAAUACUUAACGAUGUAAUCAUAUUGAUGAUGUCAAUUUUCAUAUUUAGACCGUAUUCUGCUCGACAAACGUAGUUUUUAAGCUUAAUUAAAUAAUUAGGUAGAAUUGUUAAUAAAUUUGGGCUACUAUAGAGUAAGCUAUCUGUCAGAUAGUGUAUAUUAAAUGAGAUUAUCUUUAAGAUAGCCCCAGUCUUCCAAGCUCAUACAGACAGAUCAUACACACGUAAUGGCAUUAUUUAUAGAUAGGUAGUACUUUAUUAUAUUGUACAUAUCUGUCAUUGUCACGUCAAUAUGAACUUUUUAAUGUAAUCUAUUCAAAUGAUGCAUCUUUCGCUCACAUAAUUUGAAGUUACUUGUCUUUAAAAUACAUCACGUAUAGCUACUCCAUACACGAUCAUAAAAUGUGAUGGUAUUGUUUAAAUAUACAAUCAUCAGCAAACACAUCUUGCACAGCGAAGCAAGCAAAUAAUAACUCAUUAAAGCAAAAAAUAUUACUUUGCUAAUCCGCGAGAAAAUGACGUCUUAGUCAAUCAGUGCUAACCCGUUAUACUUACUUGCGUAUUUUUACAUGCAAUUAAUGUUCCCACCCUCCCACCGCAAAAA
Messenger RNA from Cydia pomonella (codling moth), 2674 nucleotides. Its product is annotated as facilitated trehalose transporter Tret1-like. The transcript is spliced from 5 exons. NCBI's taxonomy places the organism in Eukaryota, Metazoa, Arthropoda, Insecta, Lepidoptera, Tortricidae. Gene Ontology annotation, cellular component: membrane. Gene Ontology annotation, molecular function: transmembrane transporter activity. The coding region runs from base 488 to 1954 and encodes 488 amino acids. The record is from RefSeq and is a predicted model, not a curated record. Gene Ontology annotation, biological process: transmembrane transport.